Molecule: messenger RNA, 1929 nt
Organism: Phytophthora sojae
Lineage: Eukaryota; Oomycota; Peronosporomycetes; Peronosporales; Peronosporaceae
Exons: 6
Coding region: 1-1929 (642 amino acids)
Biological process (GO): lipid metabolic process
Cellular component (GO): cytoplasm
Source: RefSeq, a predicted model, not a curated record
AUGCGCACGCGGCCCGUGCUGCUCAUGCCGGGCUUCGCGUCCUCGCAGCUGCAGUCCUGGAGCCACCACCGCUGCGAGACGGGCUUCCGCAACAACCUGUUCCGGGACAUCAAGUUCGGCGACCGGCUGUGGAUCGACGUGGCGCGCGUCCUGGCGCAGAGCGACUGCUGGCUCCAGUGCAUGAAGCUCGACAUCACGACCCAGGAGGAGCUCGCGUGCAAGCUGCGAGCUGCUCAGGGACUGGCAGCAGUGUCCGAGCUGGAUCCGGGCAUUGUGACGGGUCCGUUGUCGACUGUGUGGAGAGAUAUUAUCAAUGACCUGGUGCAGCACUUCGAGCUCGACCCGGAUCAGCUGAUCGUUGCUACGUACGACUGGAGAAUGCCGCCGAGCAAGAUGCAGGAGCGCGACAAGUACUUCUUCUCGCUCAAGAAGAAGAUCGAGUACACGGUUGAACUCGAUGGCAAUGUCGGUGGGCUGGUGGUGAUCGCGCACUCGAUGGGGAACGGAGUGUUCAGGUAUUUCCUCGAGUGGCUGAAGGAGGAGGUGGGGCGCAACAAUUGGCAAAAGUGGAUCGACCAACACAUCUCGGCCUACUUCGCUGUGGGCUCGCCGCUGCUCGGAAGUGCGGAAUCUCUUGAGCUGAUCUCGUCGGGACUGACGGAGGGAUUGCCCGUCACGCAGAGCGAGAUGCGCAAGCUCGUUGUUUCAUUCGGCUCCAUCUUGAGCUUCAUGCCGAUUCCCUCCGGUUUGAACUCGGCGAAGGACGAUGAAGUGCUUAUCAGGGUGCGGUCGCAGCAGGGACUGAUCCCUGGCGACGAUAAUGUACUGCACCGCAACUACACCAGCGCCGAUAUUGCAUCAGGACAGCUCUUCCGCGAUAUGUCGGCCCAUGACCCGAUCUUCGCCAAACUAGAGACACUCCGCCAGAAAUUCUACGUGAACGACCACGUAUUGGACUUCUUCAAGCCCUGGGAGCGUCCUCCGAUCGCUUCGGUCUACAGUGUCUACGGCGUCAACGUUCCGACUAAAAACUUUUACGAGUACGAGAAUGGAGAUACGCCUGGACAUUGGUUCCAGUUGCAGUACCUGGACGAGGAAGGGCAGGAGCCCACCUGCAGCAAGACGGGCGAUGGCACAGUCCCUUACCAUUCUCUCUCGUGGGCUCACACGUGGCUGGGCACUAAAGGCUCCUCAGUGCGAGUCACCCAGACACCGCAGUCCGUUUACUUUUCUGCAGAAAAUAUCACGCGCGUCCGGGCUGUUCGCCAUGGGAGCAACCAUCAUGCUGAGUACUCGCUGCUGAAUGGGAAGCAGCCAAUCUGCGAGGCGAAAACCGAUUCAUCGUCGUAUGGUGCUAGCGGGACUGCGAGCUUCUUCGCCGGGCUCUUUGGACCGCUUAACCGCGAUAGGAUCACGUUUUUCGAAAGCUCCAAGGAAGUCGACGGCAUCUCUCAAUCGACUGGAGUGUGGGAAAUCGAUGGCGUCGGUCAUCGCGAUAUUCUCUCCAACCCGGCAUUUCUGCGCGAACUGCGCGCCGAGCUGCGUCAUAUCUUCAACGGCAAAACGAACUCGGACAAGUCAUCUCGCCCGCCGGUCAUCGACAGCGACUGCUACUGGAACUAUCGCUACGCUCGCUGCGAGUUUCCCGAGUUCUGCGAAUACCGCUACGUCUUCGGUGAUGUGACCUUCGAUCAGUCCUGCCGUAUUCGACGCAAGGGCGAUCUUCCUGCCACACCAGCACACACGACGCCGUUCCUGGGUGUUUCGGCGUCAAGUCCAAACCUGGAGCCAGCCGAGUUUUCCUUUACUGGGCCGUACUGCUCCGCUCCCUGCUUGCCGAUUUCGUCGUCCUCGUCCGACAUCACGAUGUCUUCGUCGUCCAAUUUCAGCGGCCUUGGCUCUCUUCAACAAGAGCCGCUGCAGCCAUGA